Molecule: messenger RNA, 4107 nt
Organism: Cylindrotheca closterium
Lineage: Eukaryota; Bacillariophyta; Bacillariophyceae; Bacillariales; Bacillariaceae
Source: the annotation of a GenBank genome assembly
AUGAACGACAACGAACCUAGUACCCCUCAUGCUAUCACUUCCCGCGAAACACCCCGUGAUGACCAUCAGCGUCCGCGUCCUGGUGAUCCAAACUGGACCUUCUACCAAGGUCCCCGCAAGCGAAGUGAAGAUGAUGCCUUCCGUUUUGAUCCUCCCAGACCUCGCCCCUGUCGCCACGACUCUUCCAGACAUCGUUCCGAUUGCCAUGACCCUUCCUCGACACCAAGUGACGACAUCUUCCGCCACUUCAAUACCUUUCCAAGAACGGAUCGAAUGCGCAGACAAAGGAUGACACGCCGCUGUCAACCAAACAUGCCACGAAUCUACAGACCUACCGUUGGUGUCGGACUCCCAAUGGCUCACGUUACAGUUCUAUCUUCUCCCGCGGCCAAAGCCUUCUUCAAGAACGCCGAUAUUCCACAACAAUUCAGCAAGGUCAUCAACUGCUUCCGUGCUGCAAUGAAUCCAGAUGAAUUGAGAUCAGAUAUGUCAGGUGAUGAAAAGACGACAAGGUACCCGAUAAUCUGGGAUUCCGGUGCAACAACCUCGAUCUCACCUUACAAGGACGAUUUUGUGGGAAAGCUUGAGCCAGCACCUCUUGGACUCAAGCUUCGUGGAAUCGCUAGCGGCCUGGAAAUCAAAGGGAUUGGACAUGUUGCAUGGUCAGUGGUUGAUACAACUGGCAUGUUACGAACAAUCAAGGUGCCUGCCCUAUACGUACCUUCUGCCACAGCUCGAUUGCUCAGUACUUCAAGCUUGCUCCAGACAUACACCGAUGAGUCCAUCUCAAUGAACGCUGAUCAUCUACAGUUGUCUGGAUCAGACAAAACAAAUUCAGUACACAUUGACCACGACCCUUCAACGAACUUGCCAACAUCGCUUGCCAACUCCCAUGGAACUGCCCCUAACCGAUUCGACGCAUUUGCCAGCAUCAUCACGUCCACCUUGGAGUCAAACCACAACCUCAGUCCCGCCGAGAAAGAAUUCCUAAGAUGGCACCAUCGGCUAGGCCAUCUCAACUUCAGUCAGAUCCAAUUUCUGCUCCGCACAGGUGUAUUGGCGCAUUCAGAGUUCGCUCGACGAUUGCAAGCUACAGCAUCUCGGAUCACAACAUACCCACUUUGCCCAGCUUGUCAAUUUGGAAAGCAACGCCGUCGACCCUCUCCUGGAAAGACUUCUCAAGUCGUUUGUGAUCGAGAGGGAGCUGUGAAGAAAGAAAACCUGUUCCCAGGACAGAAGGUGUCAGUUGAUCAUUUUGAGUGUACCACAAGAGGACGAUUGCUUCAUACCUUUGGCAAAGAAGAUCCCAAGACACAGUACACCGGAGGAUUCAUCUUUGUUGACCACGCAACAGGCUACGUCUUCGUCGAGCAUCAACUUCAUCUGAACACCCAAGAGACGUUGAGUGCAAAGAUGUCUGUGGAAGAACAACUUCAAGACUUUGGAGUAGUUGUACUUGAAUAUCUAAGUGACAAUGGAAGGCCCUUCACAUCGCAAGAAUACAAUGAUCACUUACUCAAGUUCUCACAAAUUCACUCAUUUGCUGGCGUUGGAGCUCAUCAUCACAAUGGAAUUGCGGAACGAUCAAUCCAAACCAUCAUGUCCAUCGCUCGAACAAUGAUGAUGCAUCAAGCCAUCCAUUGGCCCGAUGUUGCAACCACCACACUCUGGCCCCUCGCAGUGGAUCAUGCCGUCUUCCUCUACAACCACAUGCCCAACCAAUUAUCUGGUCUCUCACCACACGAUCUGCUUACCAAAACCCGUUGGAAACAAUCACAACUUACCGACGUUCAAGUUUGGGGAUGCCCAGCGUAUGUCUUGGACAAACAGAUGCAAGAUGGAAAGAAACUUCCUCGGUGGAAGCCUCAAUCCACCCGCCAGAUCUACGUUGGAAUGAGCAAGAGACAUGCAUUGUCAGUUCCACUUUGUUUGAAUCCCGACACAGGAGCCAUCACCACACAAUUUCAUAUUGUAUUUGACCCUACCUUCUCGACCGUGGCAACGAAUGUUGAUGACCUACCUGAUUUUGGUUCGGAAGCCUGGUCCAAACUCUUUGGAGACUCCGUCUACCAAUAUGUUCUGGAUGAUCCCGAGGACCCAUUGCAUCCACCUGAUCCCACCGACAAUCCUCCUCCUCCUUUAACUGCAAGAGUCCAAGAACAAACAGAAGUUCACAACCCGCCAACUCCAUUGGACGUUGUUCCGCCACCUACCAAGCCACAAGUCGAUUCCUCUGGAGCUACCAUACCUUCGAUCCAGAGGGAGACAGUCAUUGAGAAUCCGCCAGCUGUUUCCCCCGUUCAGCCGCCUCCUUCUCAGAGGGAGAAUGUGACCCCUACUACUACUACCCCUACGAAUCAGCCGAAGUCUUCACCUCCACCACAGCCGACUCCGCCACAGCCGACUUCUCCACCGGCUCGCACACCGCAGCCAACAGCACCACCUCGCAAACCUGCACCUCAACCAUCAGCCACACGCACAUCUCGCCGAUCCAACAAAGCCCAACCUCCUAAACGCUUUGGGUAUGAUGGACAUGGGCCUGCAGGAUACACCGCACCCCUAAAAUCACAAAGUCCAGAGACCAACAACUUCUACACUUACUUUUCGGCAUACUUCAACCAUUCAAACAUUGAAUUGGAACACUCCCAUGACUGCAGCUUCAUUCCAAGCUCGUACAAAGCAAGAGCGACCAAGGACCCAGACGUUUUCACUUACAAUGAAGCGGUCAACGGUCCCAACAGCGAAAAAUGGACUGCAGCAGCAAAGAAGGAAAUUGAAGAACUUGAAGGAAAACUCACCUCGAUUGAAGUCCCAAUGUCAAAAGCGAAGACCAAGAUCAUUCCUGGAUCUUGGGUCUUUUGUGUCAAGAGAAACCCAAGCGGAGAAAUGACCAAAUUCAAGGCAAGAUACUGUGUGAGAGGAGACCUGGAAGAAAUGGAUGUUGACGAAAACACGUUUGCACCUACCGUUGCAUGGAGUACUGUCCGUUUGUUUCUUGUCCUUUGCUUGAUCCUUGGAUGGGCCACCAUCUCGGGCAAAGGAACAUGUCUUCAACUCAACAAGUCACUAUAUGGGACCAAAGCUGCUCCCGCGCUAUGGAAUAAGACCGCCGUGGAAGGAUUUACCAAGUGUGGAUUCAAGCAAUCCGAUUUUGAUCCGUGUCUUUUGUACAAGAAAGGCAUGAUGGUGGUUCUGUAUGUUGAUGACGCUGGAAUCGGUGCCAAAGAUCCAGCAGACAUCAACAAGCUCAUUGAGGAACUCAGAGAACUCAAAUUUGAACUAAAGAACAAAGGCGAUUUUAAUGAGUUUCUUGGCAUAAAAUUUGACAAACGCAAAGAUGGUUCAGUCGAACUCACUCAGACUGGCUUGAUUGACAAAGUUUUGGAAGCAGCCGGAAUGACCAAUUGCAAUCCCAAUCGGAUCCCCGCUACUGGUCCCCUUGGCAAAGAUCCUGAUGGUGAACCUAUGAGCGAAGAAUGGAACUAUCGAUCAAUCGUCGGAAUGUUAAUGUACCUCUUGACAAACACACGACCAGACAUUACCUUUGCUGUCAGCCAAGUGGCACGAUUCUCCUCUGAUCCAAAACAAUCCCAUGCAACCGCUGUGAAAACAACUCUUCAUUGCCUGAAACGCACUCGCACAAAAGGCAUGAUCAUCAAGCCUACAGGAAAACUGAACCUCUAUUUGUUUGUCGAUGCUGACUUCUGUGGGCUCUACAAUACCGAACCUCACACUGAUCCAAACUCUGCCGAAUACAAUGCUCUCUCUUCUGCUCUAAAGACCUUAAUUCCAUUGAAGCGUCUUCUUAUUGAAGCCACCGACCACGUUGAACUUGACGACAGCAUCCGCGCCACCAUUCGGGCCUCAGCAUUUGAAGACAACCAAGGAGCAUACUUUCUGGCCACUAAGCAAAGAAUCACAUCUCGCACUCAAUGGUAUCUCAACAGGUGGCACUGGUUCUGGCAACACGUCACCAAGGACGGCGUUGGCCCAGAAACUGUUGCCAUCCACGAGGUGGACACAUCGCUCCAAGAUGCUGAUUACUUCACAAAGGCACAGUCUUGUGAACCUUUCAAGAGCAAUCGCUUUCAAGUGCAAGGCUGGUAA